Phasianus colchicus (ring-necked pheasant) is the source of this 1290-nucleotide messenger RNA. RefSeq names its product calcium and integrin binding 1 (gene CIB1). Lineage: Eukaryota; Metazoa; Chordata; Aves; Galliformes; Phasianidae. Gene Ontology annotation, molecular function: magnesium ion binding; calcium ion binding. The record is from RefSeq and is a predicted model, not a curated record.
GGGACGUUGCUACGGGAGCGGCGGAGUGACGUGAAGGGCGGAAGCGGCGCCGGGCGCCAUGGGGGCUUCCAGCAGCCUGCUGCCACGGGAGGCGCUGGGGGAGUACCAGGAGCUGACAUUCCUGAACAAGCAGGAGAUCCUGCUUGCCUACAAGAGGUUCAGUGAGCUGCUGCCAAAGGAGCAGAGGGAGAACGCCUGCUCUGUGCGCGUUCCCAAGAGCCAGAUCCUCACGCUGCCGGAGCUGCGGGCAAACCCCUUUCAGCACCGGAUCUGCCGUGUGUUCUCCACCUCAGUGGAUGGGGACGACAGCCUGUCCUUUGAAGACUUCCUCGACAUGCUGAGCGCCUUCAGUGAUGCUGCCACCUCAGAUAUCAAAUCCAACUACGCCUUCCGCAUCUUUGACUUUGAUGAAGAUGGGGUCCUGGACAGAAAGGAUUUGGAGAAGCUGGUGAACUGCCUGACAGGGCAAGGCGAGGAGACACGGUUGAGUAGCACUGAGAUGGAGCAGCUCAUCCGUAAUGUCCUGGAGGAGUCUGACAUUGACAAGGAUGGCACCAUCAACCUCUCUGAGUUCCAGCAUGUCAUCUCCCGCUCCCCAGACUUUGUCAGCUCCUUCAAGAUUGUCCUGUGAGGGCCUUGUGGUUCUCCUGCAGAUCUGCUUCUCCAGCUGCUGCAGCCCUUUGUUAUCUCAGAUGUUCCCUCUUCUUCUGAGGAGAGCAGCUCAGGCCCUGCUCCUUCCCAGCCUGGCAGUGCUGCACCGUGCUGCGCCGUGCUGCAGGGCAGGACUCUGCUCCCCCAGUGCCUGGUGGGCUUGGUUACAGGUGUCCAGACAGCCCCAUGAGGAUCCACCACAGACAGCAGCUCGGCUGUCCCAGCAGCAUGUUUUUAUUCCACACAAGCACAGCUCUGUGGUGGAUUGGGGCAGGCACAGAAGGUGCCACAGUGCAUCAAGCACAGCCCCUCUCACCACCCACAGUACCAUAUGUGCCUUCUGCUGCUCUUCCAUAGGGCCUUUCUGCACCCUGGGGGGCAGUCUCUCGAAGCAAUAACCCAAUUGCACUCUGGAUGUGCCAUGCCGGCAGUGCUGUCCCUUUGCUGCCCUGGGGCACGGGGGCUGCACUCCUUGCUUCAGCACCAAUACACUCAGGGUCUGUUCUCAUUUUCCAGUUCUUUCCUCUCUGCCUUAGGCUUGUGCUCAGCCAGUGCUUUGCCUGGUGCAGGCAGGGCCUGGCCCCUUCCUUUGUACGCUGGAGAGGACAAAUAAAGGGCUCUGGUUUCACCCCCAACCUG